UCACUGGCGACCACUAGUAAAAAUGCUGUAUUAUCAAAAUGUCUGACUUAAAUGAUGACUUAUUAAAUUAUGAUAUAGGAGAUGUUAUAGAUGAUCAGGUCUUGAUAGGAGCUGACGAAGAUGAACUAUUGCUUUCAGAUGAUGAUUUAGAAAAAGAUGUUUCUAAGGAAGAAAAACAAAAAUUAAAAUCUGAAGCCGAGGAAUGGGUUAAAUCACAAAUCAAAGAUAAACCGAAAGCAAAACCAAAACAAGUUGCAGAACAAAAACCAAUUGAACCACAAAAACCCUGCCAGACAGAAAAUAUUAAAAAUGAAGAUAACAAAGUACAAGAAAGCUCUGCUAUGGAAGAGCAGCAACAACCACAAACUUCAGCCCCAGUGGUUGCAGAGUCAUCUACCCAAGAAUUCAAAACACCAGCUGAACAAACAAAUGUCACACCUAUUAACAACGUGGAAACAAAUAGUACUGUUGUAAAUCCUACUGUAGCAUUAGAAAUUACACCCAGUUCUGGAAAAGAAAUGGAAUUGGAUCAAUCGUCAACUAUAUCUAACUCUGCAGCCAGCUUAACAAAUGAUUCUUGCGCCUCUUCUAUAAUACAAAGUUCACAAGAAAGUGCAAGUGUUACCAUGAGUCAUGGUGAUGUAUCAGAUCCUCGUGAGGAUUAUGAGGACGAACGUGAAGAGCGUACAAAUAUAAAGACAACUAGUGAACGAGAAUCGUUUGAGCACAGCAAUGAACAUUCGCCAGAAAAAUCUGUAAAUCGUUAUGUUUACCAUCAAAAAAGAAAUGGUGCACCGCUAUUACGUGGCCACCCCUUACGAGGUCCUGCUCCUCUUUUCCAACGUCCCUUGUUGCGUUUCCCUCCACAUGGUAAUAUAUCCUUGCUAUCACCAUCGCCCUUUACGCAUUUGGGCGGUUUAGCUACAGUUACAUUAACACAUCCCAAUUCCAAUCCUCUUAUUCCAGGUCAACCAUUUCCACCACCAGCGCAACAACCCAAUACAAAUCCUUUUGCACCACAACUCCCUCCCAAUUCCCUACAGAAUACACCUCAUGGGCAUAUGGCAGGUCCAAAUCAUGACCCAAAUAAUCCACACCAUAGGCCACGACAUCCAUUUGGUUUUCGACCAGGUCCCAUGGCAGGGUUUCGACAUCCCAAUCCCAAUAACAUGUAUUCUCAGGUGCCGCAUGAUUAUAAUGGUGGCCAGGGACCUGGUGGAUUCAAUCAGCAUCAAUUUGGCGGACCUCGUAAUGUGUUUAGACCAGAAGGUCCGAUGGGCUUGCCGCCCGGUAUGCGUCCUGGCAUGCGCAUGCAAAGACCUCCCCUACAAGCUUUACCACCUCAUGCUAUGCCUAAUCAGGGUAAUUUUAUCAAUGCUCCUCCCCAUCAGAUUAGACCACAAACUGGUCCUGGACCACAACCAUUACCUGGAGUUCCCUCUGUACCUGGUCAAAAUCCUCCCGUUUCAAACCAACCUCCAGCUGGUCAAAUUCCUGCAGCUGCACCUGCGCUAGCACCCCGUAAAGUUCUUAUUAAUCCUAAUUUUAAGGGGGGUGUUGAAGCAGCCACCAGUAAAUUUAUACAAGAAACUCAAUACAUGAACGCCAUAAACUCCCACGUGCCUCGGGUACAAAGCGAUGAGGAGCUAUUGCGUCAACAAGAGGAAUUCAUUAAUAAAAAUCGUGAACACAUUGAGAAACGACGUCAUGCCAGAGAUGCUUCGCCCGGUCGACGAUCUCGCAGCCGCAGUCGUUCACGCUCUCGUUCCCGUUCACCACGCAGUGUUUCUCGCGAACGUAGUUAUACACCACCAAAACGUCAUCCCAAUGGUGGUCCCAACAAUCGCAAUGAUCGUUUUGAUCGAGAACGCGAACGGGAUCGUGAAAGAGUUGAUCGUGAUCGUCCUACCAACGAUGAUAAGAAUACACGCGUAGGUCGUGCUGGCAGCAGGGACCGUGAAGAUCGUGACAGAGAUCGUAAUCGGCCAAUAGGUGGUUAUAAUAACAGCAAUCGACCGGGUGCUCCUAAUCGUUUUAGGCGUGCCAACAGUCGUGAUCGUGAUUAUGAGAAUCGUAAUCAAGGUGGCGGCGGUGGCAAUUAUGGUAAACGUCGUCGUAGCAAUUCACCUUCACCUGGAAAUCGUGGCGGAAGUGGUAAUUUUGGUGGCAAUAGAGGACGUUAUAAUAAUGAUCGUGAUAAAUCAGAGGUUGAGGAAGAUGAAGAAACUCGUGCCUACCGCUUGCAAAUUGAAAAACAAAAGGCUUUACGUGAACAAAUAAUGCGUGACAAAGAAAUGAAACGUAGACGGGCUGCAGAAGAAAAACAAUACGAGGAAAAACGUAGUGGUGGACCACAACAAAAAGAUGACACGCCUCCACAACCAACAACACAUCAUCAGCAGCAGCAGAACUCACAAAAACUAAAAGAAGUAGUUUCCGAACGUAAAAUAAUUUCGCUUAAAAAGCGGCCAGCCGAACACAAUGAUAACGACAAUGAUCAUGGCAGACCAACACAAAGAAAAACCAUACCAACGGCCAAAAUUUUGCCAGAAGCUAAGAAAACUCUAACAGAUCAUUUGACACAUAAUGCAACGAGUGGAGAACGCGGUGGUGGCGGCGGCUCAAAUAGUAUUAGUCAAAAUACUGCUAUUAUUAAGCCGGUGUUCAAAAAAGAUUCAUCUUCAGCUACGGUGGCGGCUAUAAAACCUCAACCUCAUCAACAGUCACAGUCACAACGGCGUAUGUCAUCACACAGUGAGGAUGAAGUACAGCUGGACUAUGACGAAGACGAUCUACUAUUAGAUGAAGAAGAAAUGCUAUUAGCUUCGCCCGAUCCCACACCUCCUCGAGAAUCAGCAUCUAAACAACGUAUAGAAUCGCGUACACCCUCGCCUGAGCCUAAUGUCAAAUCCCACAAUGUUGCCCGGAAGUCUAUGAAUGCUCGUGGUAGCGGUGGCAAUCAUGGAACUUCAAAGCCUAGCUUUAGUUCGACAAAUCGUAGAGUCGUUUUAAAAACCUCAUCUAAUUCUUCUGGAUCGACUGGAACAAAUUCUACUAGUAGAGGUCGCGAUAUGGGCUCAUCGAGCAAUAGUGGUGGUGGUGGUGGUAAUAGCAACUCACGUAGAGCUGUUUUUGAACGUUUAGAUGUACGCAACAGUAGACAGCAGUCGCCCUCAACUGCCGGUACCAGUUCAAGUGGAAAUUCUGAUAGUAAACGUAAACCACAAAGGAUUGUAUUAAAGCACGAUUAAAUUAUAUUUCUAGAUUCCUCAAUUAUUUUUUUUUUCGUUUCUUUCCACUUCUGCUCUUAAGAUAA
Messenger RNA from Calliphora vicina (urban bluebottle blowfly), 3316 nucleotides. RefSeq lists its product as uncharacterized. Gene Ontology annotation, molecular function: RNA binding. The transcript is spliced from 6 exons. Bases 39 to 3251 code for a protein of 1070 amino acids. The record is from RefSeq and is a predicted model, not a curated record. NCBI's taxonomy places the organism in Eukaryota, Metazoa, Arthropoda, Insecta, Diptera, Calliphoridae.